GGCAGGCGCGCGGCCGGCGCGGGGCGCGCGCGGCGGGGCUGGAGCGGAACGGGCGGCGGGGGAAGAUGGAAGGAGCCUCGUUCGGAGCGGGCCGGGCGGGGGGCGCCAUCGACCCCGUGGAUUUCCUCAAGCAGCCGCAGACCAUCCUCCGGGUGACGACCUGGAUCUUCUCCAUCGUGGUGUUCGGCUCCAUCGUGAAUGAGUGCUACGUGAACAGCGAGGGCUCUGAGCUGCUCUGCAUCUUCAACGAGAAUGAGAGUGCCUGCAGCUACGGCAUUGCCGUCGGCAUCAUCGCCUUCUUUGGCUGCAUCUUCUUCUUUGUCGUGGACCUCUACUUCCAGCAGAUCAGCAGUGUGAAGGACCGCAAGCGGGCCGUCCUGCUGGACCUCGGCUUUUCAGGUUUCUUGUCCUUCCUCUGGUUUGUAGCCUUCUGCUUCCUGGCAAACCAGUGGCAACGCACAAGGAUGAGCAAAGGGGUUUCGCAAGGAGCAGACGCCGCCCGGGCAGCCAUCACCUUCUCUUUCUUCUCCAUCAUUGUCUGGGUCGCGCUGGCGCUGAGGGCUCUGCAGAGAUACCGCCUGGGGACGGACAUGUCGCUCUUCGCCACCGACCAGUUCGCCAGCGACCCCACCGCGGCGUAUCCCGGGUACCCCAGCGGCAGCGGCAUCGAGAGCACAGAGACCUACCAGAGCCCGCCCUUCACCGAGCCCGCGGACACCAACCCCAAGGGUUACCAGGUGCCGGCGUACUGAGGGACACGGGCCCCCCGGCCCCUCCUGCCGCGCGUCGCCGCGCGAUCGCAAAUGUAUCCGUCCCAUUUCCUUAACGUGGCGAGUGCCGGGUUCCUUCUAUUAGCUAGUUGUGCAGUGAAUUCUGUACAGUGGUAAUUGGUUCUUGUCUUACCUGUCCAAGGGUUUUUUCUAAAACAGUGUUCCCUCUAAGUCCGAAGGAAGGAAGGUUGUUACCGCAUCACCUGCAUGAAGCAAAAAGAUGAAUAAAUGGUCUUUCUGAGGCGCUGGGCUCUGCUGAGCACCCGGAAAGCCUUUUGUCCUGUUAGAAAGCACAGUAGCUGAGGAGUUGCUUAUUUAUCUCAUUCUUCCAGAGCUAACAUAGAAUCAGUGUCAUGGUGAUGGGGAGAUGAGCCCCGUUCCACCCCUGCUGCAGAGCUUUUCUGUCCGUGGUCCAUGGAAAGUGCCAAAUUCACUAAUAAGUGGUGUCUGUGUUAUUUUUAUUUGUAUAUAUUUACUGUAAAAAAAAAAUAAUCCAAACAGGCGUUUCAAACUUAGCUUAGGACACAAGCAGCAUGGGCGGCACAGCGGGUUGGGGGUGUAAUGUCAAAUAUCCAACUUGCUCCUAACGCUUCAACGCCCUUCUGGUUGAAGAAUGUAAAAAGUUACUGUUUCAAACUGGAAACCAGUUCAGCAAUAGUUGGCUGCUAAUUAGGAAUAGCCUUUUAUUAGGGGAAAAUACGGCGCGUUGCAGUUCCACUUCUUCACCCAGGGGUUGGGAAAGUUUGCAAAUUUACCGAUAGUUACAUUUCCCCACACGCGGGGGUGUCCCCACAGCUCAGAGUCCGAGGCAAUUGGGAGCAAUAUUGAACUCAUGUUUUUACACCAGGCGCAGCCGCCAUAGCCCGCAGCUGCAGCAGAACCUCAGGGGAACGUGCGUUUUACCCUGCGGGCUUGGGAGACGAGGAGAAUUGGACUUUAUAGGUGAUUUAAGUCCGUCAUGUGGGGGCUCACAGCCCUGGAUCCGCAGGUAGCGGGAGAGAAGUGAAUGGAAAACACCCGGGCGAGAGGUUGAGUUUGGGUUUUCAGCUGCACAAUUCCUGCCUUGUCAAAAGAAAAUGUACAAAAUCCCGCAGAUCGCCCGUCUGCCAGCGCGGUGGCUCCGCUCGAGCUGCUCGGCACUGAGGACAAAGCAGAGGAGCCGAAACUGGAAUUCGCAACCGCCUCGGUGGCAGCUCCGUCCUCGGAGCCCCCAGGGUUUGGCUUUGCUGGUUGACGCUGGCAAAAGUUGGUGCUGCCGUCUGCCCCCUUGGCGAGCAAUAGUGACCGUGCUGUCCCCGCUCUCCUUGGAGCAAAAACAUCCAGCAGGUUGGUUUUUGUCAUCAUUUCUGCUGCUAAAUUGCAAAUAAAUGCAUUAACUACUUGACUCCCCUGCUGUUCCAGCCAGGUCCAGUGUGCGUUUGCAGCGGGACAUCCUUACAUCAAAUAAACCAGGGACACCCCAACCCCAGUGCAGUAAAAGCCUAAAUUAAUUCUGGGAACUUUGUGAUUUUCUUUUUCUAGAGUCAGUCUUGGUGAGAAAAGGUAUUUUAAAAGGCAAAGGGUUUUAAUACAGGGUACAGUAGAACUGUAGCAAUAUUUUCCUUAGAGGGAACACUGAAAUUUUAGCAGCACAAACAGUACUUGUGUUAAUAUUUUAGCAAAAAUUAUAAUCAAUUUAAAUGUUUAAAUUGAUUGUACGUGAGAUAAUGUUUGUUCGGUACAUUGUAUUUUUUCUAACUAUAUAACUGUUCCAGAGUUUCCUUGUAAACGUAAAGAACUAAAGCUCUGUCCGAGUUCGGGCCGUGUCCUGAGCGCUGGUGUAACCCUGAAUAUUACAGCUCUGAAUGUCACACCCAGCCCCGCGUUGCCUUUCUUUGCCCCGCAGCUCCCAGCAGGGGGACACUGAGGGGACACCCCCCCACAUAUCCCCUGUGCCAGGACCGACCUGAGCGGUGACACCGGGACAACUUCGGCGCCACUUCAGCUCCCGGCCCAGGCUCCGUGGUUCUUCUCGAGGUUGGCGGCUUUUUACAGCUCCCCAAAAGUUGGUGUUUAACUUGUAGUCGGCGUGGUGAGUGUGCAAGGACCUGGAGAGGAGGAGGAGGAGGAGGAAGGGGCUCAGGUGCCCCAGGGGGCAGCGGGAAGGCUGGACCAAUCACUCCUGGAUUAAACCGGAGUCGGGAAUAAUGUGUCCAGCCACACGAACUAUAAAGAACCUCACAGGCUUCUGAUUAGAAAUUAGACCCAUCGGUGUAGUAACUGUAUUUUUUGGGGUUCAAGCAUUCGUAACACUGUCCUUUGUCCUUUCUCCCAUUUUUCCUCCCACACGCUCGCCUGGGUGCGGCAGCACCCGCAGAUUUCCCCGUUGCCCUCCAGGCUGUGUCCCCAAAGGCUGGGACAGCUGCCACCCCAUCACCCCACUUUAACACGUCCCUGUUCUCCAGCAGCAAACUGGCGCUCUCAGGGGCCGGAUCCUGCUGUGCCAACAGCUGCCGCGCAGCGUUAGUGCUGAGUUUGGGUGUAAAGAGUAGAAUUCACCCACCCUGCACCUUCCUGAGACGUGUUCUGCCACAUCAGCCCGGCCAGGAGGUUCUGUUGCCACCAGAGGCUUCUCAGUGCUGAAGUUAACCACAUCAUAGAUUUUUGCAUAUUUAUUUUAAAAAUAUUAAAAGAUUUGAAAGAAUUGGAUUUUAUUCCCCAGUGUUUUAAGCUAAGGUGGAAGUUUUGCUGCGCUGAUCCUUAGUGAAAGCUCCCCACGCACUGUGAGCGCUCCCUCCCGGUCACGGCUCCGGGCGGUUGGUUUUCCUGGCUGUUCUGCCUGGACCCUCUUUAGAUUUUCCCCUCAGUCCAAGUGACAACUCUGACCUUUCUUCCCCCUCCUGUCACCCAGCAGUUCUUUCCAGGGUAAUUUGUACCCUUCUCCCUCCACAACCCCCCCCC
Columba livia (rock pigeon) is the source of this 3710-nucleotide messenger RNA. RefSeq names its product synaptogyrin 3 (gene SYNGR3). NCBI's taxonomy places the organism in Eukaryota, Metazoa, Chordata, Aves, Columbiformes, Columbidae. Gene Ontology annotation, cellular component: neuromuscular junction; synaptic vesicle membrane. The record is from RefSeq and is a predicted model, not a curated record. The transcript is spliced from 4 exons. The coding region runs from base 66 to 752 and encodes 228 amino acids.